UUCAAGCAACCAUAUCGCUCGACUUGUCUACUUUCCCGCCUAACAGCCGCCACGGAAACUCUAGCAACGCUUACACUGGUCACAUGUGCUACUGUCCCAUGCACCUUGACCUCUCGGCACCCAGAAACUCGGUGGGUGAAUGGGUCGGGUCGGGAACACCCCUUACCCCUGGGUACCCCGUUCAGCUCGUGACGUUUGAAGACGGGGAAUCUACUUUUCUUUGCGCAGGAUGCGCCAUUUCUGCCGUUAGGUGUUCCACGGGAAAUCCCGACGAGAACGAGAUGGUCGUAGGAACAGUCACGCGCAAGACUAUGGAGACUGCCGGUAUCUAUGAAGACUACAAGAACACCUUUAAGAAGGCAGUUUCUGUACAGUCAGGAGCUAUGGCUCCAGAGGGGAAGAUCCUUUCCGUCUGGGUGAAAGAGACCCCGCUCAAGAUUGACAGAGACACCAUGACUGAUCCAGACACGGUGUCGAAAAAAUAUCGAGAUUUUGCAAAACGCCAGACUGUGGAUGAGUCCAGAGUAUCUUUAGCCGAGGAAUGGCAGGAUCAGGAUUGGGAAUAG
Molecule: messenger RNA, 566 nt
Organism: Cryptococcus amylolentus CBS 6039
Lineage: Eukaryota; Fungi; Basidiomycota; Tremellomycetes; Tremellales; Cryptococcaceae
Exons: 1
Coding region: 84-566 (160 amino acids)
Source: RefSeq, a predicted model, not a curated record